Molecule: messenger RNA, 1087 nt
Organism: Pelobates fuscus (common spadefoot toad)
Lineage: Eukaryota; Metazoa; Chordata; Amphibia; Anura; Pelobatidae
Product: amine sulfotransferase-like
Exons: 7
Coding region: 44-937 (297 amino acids)
Biological process (GO): sulfation
Cellular component (GO): cytoplasm
Molecular function (GO): sulfotransferase activity
Source: RefSeq, a predicted model, not a curated record
GAGGGAGUACACAGAAGCAGCAUCUCAUACCCAACAUAAAACAAUGUCCCACAAAGAUGUCAAUCAAUCUGACAGCUACUUAAAAAAACACAAGGGAGUAAUUUAUUUGUCACGUUUGACAACACCUGAAUGCAUAGAUUCUUUGGAGAACCUUGAAAUCAGAGACAGUGAUUUGUUUUUGGUGACUUUUCCCAAGUCAGGAACCGUUUGGUCACAGCAAAUCGUUAGUCUAAUUCUCAAUGAAGGUCACCGCAAGGGAACAGAAGAUAUUGAUAACAUGGUCAGAGCUCCAUGGAUUGAAUAUAAUAUAUAUAAUAUUGAUUUUAAUACCCGUCCUGAUCCUCGACUUUUUACUUCACACCUUCCUCAUUACUUAAUGCCAAAGGAUCUGAGGAACAUGAGAGGCAAAAUUAUCUAUGUGUACAGGAAUCCAAAAGAUGUUUUGGUGUCUUUUUACCAUUUCCAAAAAAUACUGGUGUUGUCAGAACACCCAGAAAGUUGGGAACAUUGCAUGGAUCUCUUUAUGUCUGGUGAAGUGCUUGGUGGUUCUUGGUUUGAUCAUAUCAGGGACUGGUAUACCAACAAGAAGGAUUAUAACAUACUUUUUUUGGCAUAUGAAGAAAUGAAAAAAGAUCUCCGAUCUGCAAUAAUGAAAAUAUGCAGCUUUUUGGACAAGAAACUCGAUGAUGAAGAAGUGGACAUCAUUGUGAAAAAAUCAACAUUUGAAAAUAUGAAAGAUGAUCCACUGGCAAACUAUACAUUUUUAUCAGAAGAUAUUUGUGACAGAAGCAAAGGAAGUUUUCUUCGCAAAGGUACCAUUGGGGACUGGAAACAUUUUAUGACAGUGGCACAGAGUGAGAUGUUUGAUCGGGUGCUUCAAGAAAGAAUGAAAGAUCUGCCCAUCAAGUUUAUUUGGGAUAUUAAUGAAGAAAACUGAAUUCUGAUGCUAAUAAUCAUCUAAGUGUCCACUAGUGGCUACCAACAAACCAUUAAUAAACUAAUCACGUUAAUUCACUACCCACCAUAGCAAGAAAAGGGUAAAAUAAAUUUAACUUCCAAACUCUAUAAUAAAUAUAUUUGAACUUUA